AUGACGCUGUUCUGGGAUUCCAAAUGGAGAUGGUCAGUCACUUUGGCUAAUAGCUGGUUCAUUGGUGUAAAGGUCAACUCAGCCCAAAUGGACAGCUGGAUGAUAUGGUUUUGCCAUUGCCCAGCAGAACGAUUCAUGAGGAGAGCGUUUUGGGAAGCACUAACUGCUCAAGUCAAAUCAGGUCUAGAAUCAUGGAUUUGUGUAGGUGACUUUAACGACGUGUAUGAGCAGAAUGAAAAAUUGGGAGGUAGACCGAUCACGGAGAAACACAAUCACUUCUUGCGUUCUUUUAUGUUCGAAAUGGGGGUGUUAGAUCUGGGGUAUCAUGGAAAUCCUUUCACAUGGUGUAACAAAAGAGGUGGCAAUGCCAAUAUUCAGGAACGCCUUGAUCGCGCUAUUGUCAGUUCAUUGUGGCGAACAACUUUUGAACAAGCAGGUGUUCUACACCUUUCUAGCGCAACCUCAUAUCAUAUUCCCAUUCAAAUUAAAUUAUCCUUCGAUCUUAGUUCCAAAGCUCGACUUUUCCGUUUCUUGGAAAUCUGGACAAGAGAUAUUACAUGCAGAGAUAUGGUGGAGACGGCGUGGAGAAGUGCAGACACCAGAGACCGACCUGCAUCCAUUAGAUACAAAUUACACAGCACGGCUAUAGCUCUGAGGCAGUGGAAUAAAAAUGUUUUCUGUUUUUGUCAAACUAGAAUUGAUGAAUUAGAAGCCAAAAUUCAAUGGCUCCAAAGCCUGGAACCUUCAAAGGACAUUCUGGCAGAAGAGAGGAACACCCAAUGGGAACUAAAUGAAUGGAGGAAAAGAACAGAAAUUCUUUGGAGACAAAAAUCGAGGGAGUUGUGGCUUUCGGCAGGAGACAAAAACACCAAAUUUUUCCACACGGCCACUAUAGCAAAUCGGAGGAAAAUCGUUAUCCCAGCUCUAAAGGAUGGACAUGGUAUUUGGAGAGAAUCUAGAGAAGAGAUUGGAGAUUUGUUAACCAAGGAAUUCAUAAAGCUUUUCUAA
Ziziphus jujuba (common jujube) is the source of this 1008-nucleotide messenger RNA. RefSeq lists its product as uncharacterized. Lineage: Eukaryota; Viridiplantae; Streptophyta; Magnoliopsida; Rosales; Rhamnaceae. Bases 1 to 1008 code for a protein of 335 amino acids. The transcript has a single exon. The record is from RefSeq and is a predicted model, not a curated record.